ACGUAGCUGGGGGUCUUGUCCCUUUUGGCGCCCCGUAGCAUGGUGCCCUUUGACCCGCCGCGGCGGGGUGACAGGUCGGGCGGCCAUCUUGUGGCGGCGGCGACGGGUUGUUGUUGCUGAGGGCCCGUCCCCGCGGGCGGCCCCGCCGGCGCCAUGUCUUCGUUCUCCGAGUCGGCGCUGGAGAAGAAGCUGUCGGAGCUCAGCAACUCACAGCAGAGCGUGCAAACGCUGUCGCUAUGGCUCAUCCACCACCGCAAGCACGCGGGGCCCAUCGUCUCCGUGUGGCACCGGGAGCUCCGCAAGGCAAAAUCAAGUAGGAAGCUUACGUUCCUAUAUUUAGCAAAUGAUGUCAUCCAGAACAGUAAGAGGAAGGGUCCUGAAUUCACUAGGGAAUUUGAAUCGGUUCUUGUGGACGCUUUUUCUCAUGUUGCCAGAGAGGCAGAUGAGGGCUGCAAAAAGCCCUUAGAACGAUUGCUUAACAUCUGGCAAGAAAGGAGUGUGUAUGGCGGUGAGUUCAUACAGCAGCUGAAACUUUCUAUGGAGGACUCAAAUAGCCCUCAAACCAAAGUUACAGAGGAGAAGAAGUCUUUGAAGCGGACAUUUCAGCAGAUCCAAGAGGAAGAAGAUGAUGAUUACCCUGGGAGCUACUCACCCCAGGACCCCACUGCUGGGCCAUUGCUGACUGAGGACUUGAUCAAAGCCCUUCAGGAUCUGGAAAAUGCAGCAUCAGGAGAUGCAACAGUACGGCAGAAAAUUGCUUCGUUGCCACAGGAAGUUCAAGAUGUGUCGCUACUGGAGAAGAUUACAGACAAAGAGGCAGCAGAACGUCUUUCGAAGACUGUGGAUGAAGCAUGUUUGUUACUAGCAGAAUACAAUGGGAGACUGGCGGCAGAGCUGGAAGAUCGGCGCCAGCUGGCACGCAUGCUGAUUGAAUACACGCAGAACCAGAAGGAUGUACUGACAGAGAAAGAGAAAAAGCUAGAAGAGUAUAAACAGAAGCUCGCUCGGGUAACCCAGGUCCGCAAGGAGCUGAAAUCCCACAUCCAGAGCCUUCCAGAUCUGUCGCUGCUACCCAACGUUACAGGAGGCUUGGCACCUCUGCCGUCAGCUGGUGACCUAUUUUCAACUGACUAGGACAAAUGGUGCCCACAUUUACCAAUUCCCCUUAGUACCAGCAGAAGUAAGAAGACUCUCUCUGGUGUUGACUGGAAAUCCAGUCUUCCAACGAUCUACCAUGGGAAGGGACAUGCAGACCUAUUUUCAGACUACCAGCUGUGCAUGCUCUCUCUCUCUCUGUAUAUUGUCUCAUGUUGAGGGGAAGGUGAAGCGUGUGUGUGUGUGUGUGUGUGUGUGUGUGUGUGUGUGUGCAUGCGUGUGCACCAGUGUGUGCACUCCGAAGAGAGGGGUAUAGAGUCCAUAUAUAUUUUGAAAAGACAAAUCUUACUCACACUUCCUGUACUCAGAUUAGUUUCCGUUUGCUCUUAGCACUUGUUACUCCCGCAGAAGUCACAAAUCGUGCACAUAGACCUUGGAAGCUUUCAAAGAAAUGUUGGACUUGAUGACACUUUUUUUUCUCUAUAAAAGUAUCGGAUUAUUUCUGAAUCAGUUUUGUUUGUUUUAGUCUGGUUUCUGAUCUUCAUAUCCCUGAGCAGUUGAACGACUAGUGUCCUUUACAGGAGGGUGUGUGCGUAUGUACUGUACCAUACCAGGGCAAGAAGGAUGCGACUAUACAACCAUGGUACACCCAAACCUUUCGUUAGACCUGUACUUGCUCUUAUUCUUGUAGGAGUUGCACAAAGCUGGUUCCUAUUUGGUAUGGUGCCUUUGUGUAUAAAGCGCAACCGUGGGCAAUAAAAAUGAACAAUUUUCUUGUGAUAAGGGAUAGUUUCAGAACUUACACUCUGCUGAGCAGUGCAGAACUGGAUAUUACCCAAGCAUGAGUGAAGUAAAUUCUGUUCCGGCUCCUUUCUUUUAUAUUUAUACCACAUUUAUUUUUUCUGUAUUAUAUAAUCAAGAAAUGUCCAUGAAAGGUUUUGGUUCAGCUGCCACAGUCAUGGGAUACAACUAGUGAUAGCCCAUCACUUUCACUUCCUUUGAAUUUGAGGAUGAUUGUAUUGAAAAUCUUAAGGAAUUUAGUUCCCUUAGCUUAAACAAAGUGAUUUACCGAACUGAAGUUUUAAAUGUGGUAUAAAUAUUUUGUGUAGAGAGUAUCAACAUGUGCAGACUUGUACGUGGGCACACACUGUCUCUGCGCAUACACCAGUAUACAUGCACAUAUAAUGUAGGAAGGUGUGCUUAAUUUUGAAUCGCAUAUUAAUGUAAGUUGACUUUUUUUCUUUAUAUUGGAGAAAACUAAAAACAAAAAAUUUACAAUGCUCUCGUCUAAUACCACAAUCAUGCCAGCUAGUAUUUUACAGCUCCCAUGGGUGUAGUCAGGUUUAAAUUUUUGUGUAUUAGUUCUAACAAACAGACCUCUCUGCUCAUUGAAAACCAUUCCAAUCUGGCAGUGUAUCCUGUUGAAAUUCAAACGCCUCUCGCUAAGAUAUUGCGAGGUGCUGGAAACACUUGAUCUAGUAAUGUAAGUUUUUGUAAUACAGAGGCUAAAACUAGUAAGGCUAGCUGUGUUGUAUUUGUGCCUCGCUUGUAGUCUUAAACUGCUGUUUUCAAAGGUGUGAGGAAACUGAUAGAAAUAUGAAACUCAUUCUGUGUGCUCAUUAAUUUAUUUUACAGGGAAUUCAGUGGCUUAUUCAGCAUUCAGCUAAACUGAAUAAACUAGCAUCUCUGGCUUAGCUGGCGAAACGUCCAUGUGCUUUUCCAUACCGACACUUGAUUUUUUGGCCCUUUAUUGAAUUUCUUGCUGCCCAUCUCUGGAGUCUGUUUUCCCCUCGGCAGAACUCUUCUCUUCCAUGAAUUGAUGCAGUUGGACAGUCCUUUGUCUAAAUAUUUUUGGACCAUUUUAAGUGCUAUAGAUUCUCUGCUUUUGCCAAAAAAAAAAAACCUCGAACACCCAAACCAAAAGAUGCACUUCUGUCCUGUCCCAGCUCAGCAGAGUUAGCCCAAGGCUAUAUUUCAACUGGUAAUUAUUUCCAACCAGCAGUUGACUGCAUAACUAUUAUAUGACAACAAUGAAGCAAAGCUGUUGUAGAACUUAGACAAUUGUGUUGGCAUCUCAAACUGUGUGGGGCAGAUUUUUCUGUGAGAGAGUUGUAUUUUUUUUAAUUGAAAUGUUUUGAUUUUUUUUCUAAAUACGUGUGUGUGUGUGCAUUGUUUUGGUCUAAUUUAAAUGAAGUCUUGUGGUUUAUAAUUUUAUUUAGUUUUACUUUUUGGGCAAAGGGUGCACCUAGUGACCUGAGUGGAACUUUCUCCAGGUCAAACAGAUUUUUCCCCAAAGCGUGUGUCUUUUUUAACAAAAGCUUAAAUCUGUACAUGAACUGAUUUAGGAAUUAAUUUAGAAGUAUAGGCUGCCAUUUGUGGCAGCAGUAUAUUCUGAAAUGUCUCAUAGAUAUCUAUUUUUGAAUAAAGAGGGUGUCAUUGAAAGGCA
Messenger RNA from Gavialis gangeticus (Gharial), 3541 nucleotides. RefSeq names its product regulation of nuclear pre-mRNA domain containing 1B (gene RPRD1B). Bases 154 to 1134 code for a protein of 326 amino acids. Gene Ontology annotation, molecular function: RNA polymerase II C-terminal domain binding. Gene Ontology annotation, biological process: mRNA 3'-end processing. NCBI's taxonomy places the organism in Eukaryota, Metazoa, Chordata, Crocodylia, Gavialidae. Gene Ontology annotation, cellular component: RNA polymerase II, holoenzyme. The record is from RefSeq and is a predicted model, not a curated record. The transcript has 7 exons.